AAAUCUCCCCCUGUAACUCUGGCUGCAGUGGUGCAGAGCAAUAAAUAGUUCACCAGUAGCAUUGUCUAUUUUGAAGAAAAUCACAGAAAGCCGCACUCACCACUUGAUGCCAGUCUUACUUUAUUGAAACAUAGGUCUAAGAUGCAGGGACGCCUCCAUGGGACGGUAUCUGUUUUGUGUGGCAGGCACACUUCGCCUAGCCAACUGCUUCCAGAGGUUCAUUGUGUAAGUGCCAGAGCCACAUUUCUGACAAAAGGCACAAUGCCUGAAGAUGGGCAAUUAAAGCGGUACUCAGGUGGAAAACAUUUUUUUUUAUCAACUGGUGCCAGAAAGUUAAACAGAUCUGUAAAUUAGGAAAAAAUGGAAUGGAAUGCGUAGCUCAGACAACUGUGAUAAAUGAACGAGGUUAACUGGAUACCUCUCACCCAAAAAGAGGAACCAGGGAUACAAUCAACAAGGAAAAACAGUUUUCCAGUCCUCAAUACGUUCACACUCAAUUAGAGUUAUAUGGUAUCUGUCUGGUAUCAACAAGGAAAGAAAAUGAAUAGAUAUUUUGGAUGGAAAUUUAUUAAUAUAAAGCUCAAUUGUGACAACUUCAUGUGGCUGUACCUCUGGAAGGUUUGCCCUGACUCAAGAUGGCUACCCUUACAUGAAGGAUGUCUUCUGCACAUGUGCACUAGCUAUGGACCAGCUCAGCUCCCUUACUGCAUUAUAUCAUGUGAUAGAGGUUGCAGUCAACCAGGAAGAACUUCCUGACAUGCUCCUGUGAUUUGUUUACAAGCCAAGACAAGCGUGACAGAGGAGUUACCUUGGACUAUAUAUAGCAGUACUGGGGGGAUGACACAGUGUUUUCUGUAAGGAUGACCGAAUCCAUCAGUGAGUUAUAGGACAUCUUUAAAUUCAACUUCCACAAUGAGUGGAAAGUCUUUGCUGCUCAAAGUCAUACUAUUGGGGGAUGGUGGAGUUGGAAAAAGCUCCCUUAUGAAUCGAUAUGUAACAAACAAGUUUGACUCUCAGGCAUUUCACACCAUUGGUGUUGAGUUUCUUAACCGGGACCUUGAAGUUGAUGGGAGGUUGGUGACCCUGCAGAUAUGGGACACAGCUGGUCAAGAACGCUUUAAGAGUCUUCGCACUCCCUUUUACAGGGGAGCUGACUGCUGCCUACUUACGUUCAGUGUGGAUGACAGACAGAGUUUCCAUAAUCUGAGUAGCUGGAGAAAGGAGUUCAUAUUUUAUGCUGAUGUUAAAGAACCUGAAUGUUUUCCUUUUGUAGUUUUAGGCAACAAACUUGACAAGAAUGAAAGAGAAGUUAGCACAGCCGAAGCACAAGCCUGGUGCAGUGAGAACGGGGGCUACCCCUACCUAGAAACAAGUGCCAAGGAUGACACCAAUGUUACUGGUGCAUUUGAAGAAGCGGUAAGACAGGUUUUGGCCAUGGAAGAACACAUGGACCAUACAGUUUUUGGUAAUACUAUAGAUCUUCAUAGCAGUGACCACGCAAAGUCACUAUGCUGCUGAAAGAAAAACAUUGCAGUUACAGAGUUAGAAGGGAGUCAGAAGAAUACAAACACUGACAGUGGGAAGAAUACAGUUGCAAAACAAUAUAGCAAGGGUUCUUUAAAAGCCAUGGUAUUCUAAGGUUUGGCACAGCAAGAUUGGUAAGGUUUCCAGUGGUAGUAUGCAUCUUAUUCUGAAGGCAUUGUGAAUUACAAUGCCUCAUGCUGAAAAUUGCAUAGCUGGCCAAAAGGACUAUUACUUAGUGAUAUUUCUGUCAUUUCUUGUAACCAAUGGCAUUUAGGUAACUAUAUCAUUAUUUAUGGCAUAUCUUAUACGGUAGGGUGCUUUUUUGAGAAUAAGAAAACCCUUUGAAGCUUCCCAUAUUAAAGGGAAUCUGUUGGCUGCAAUUCAACAAUUGCCUUGUUUCAAAUCUUGCACCUGCACACAAUUUGUAUAUACACCACAGGAACAAAAUUAAAAAGAGGGCUCUGCGUCAAGCUUACUGUCAGUCAAGCAGGGAUGGAAGGGGAAGAAAGGAGGCUUUCUGCUCUUGGCACUUCAGGGGCUUGGUAACGCCUCUUUGACUCUUUGUACUAUAGAAUAAAAGCAUUUUUCUAAGUUAUUGAAGCACAGACGCAUAUGAAGAGUACAGUGUGUCUCCCGUCCUAAUCGUUAUGUAACAGUGCCAGCAGUGUCUUCGCUCCAAGCUUUAAAAGCUGUUUAUUCUUGGAACUCUUUUAACAUCUCAUAUAAAUAUUUCUUGUUGGCUACUUGAGAGACUCUCGGAUCAGGUACACAAGUUCAAUUACAAAGAGUUAUGUAUUGUGUAAAUGUCCUUGCUAUCCACUUGUACAUUUAUGGUAUUUUAAGUGCAUGGCUACAUCCUGUUUUCCCGGGAAGUCACUGUCUGUAUUUGCAGUAUUAAAAUAUCCAGUGUAAAACUUUUAUUUGGGGACAGUAAAGUUGUCCUUUAAAAAAAAAAAAAAAAAAAAAAAUAUCUCUGUAGGACUAGAUAAUCUCAAAUUAUUUUGGGGUGAGAAUAAAGAACAUGUACAGCUCUGUGCAUAGAAAGCAA
Messenger RNA from Hyla sarda, 2572 nucleotides. It is a transcript of the gene RAB9B, whose product is annotated as RAB9B, member RAS oncogene family. Gene Ontology annotation, molecular function: GTP binding; GTPase activity. The transcript has 3 exons. Gene Ontology annotation, cellular component: late endosome; phagocytic vesicle; lysosome. The record is from RefSeq and is a predicted model, not a curated record. NCBI's taxonomy places the organism in Eukaryota, Metazoa, Chordata, Amphibia, Anura, Hylidae. The coding region runs from base 913 to 1518 and encodes 201 amino acids. Gene Ontology annotation, biological process: Rab protein signal transduction; retrograde transport, endosome to Golgi.